This is a messenger RNA of Oncorhynchus nerka (sockeye salmon), 3377 nucleotides long. It is a transcript of the gene tceanc2, whose product is annotated as transcription elongation factor A (SII) N-terminal and central domain containing 2. Gene Ontology annotation, biological process: DNA-templated transcription. Gene Ontology annotation, cellular component: nucleus. NCBI's taxonomy places the organism in Eukaryota, Metazoa, Chordata, Actinopteri, Salmoniformes, Salmonidae. The record is from RefSeq and is a predicted model, not a curated record. The coding region runs from base 362 to 988 and encodes 208 amino acids. The transcript has 4 exons.
UAGUCCCUAGCGGCGCAGAUUUCAAAGAGAAAAUAAUAGUCCACCAAUCUUCUUGAAGCGUUUUUAUUUUAUUUUUUACACCAUACGGGGAUAAUACUAGAAAACACUCUGAAUUUGGAGCUAUUUACGCAUUGUCAAUGCCACUGAAAUCGAUCUACCGGUAGGUAGUACGUGAACUCGCGCCGCUUAGUUAAGACGCUUGUCAAUCGAACAAAAAAACUCGCUUUCUUCGCAGGAUAACAAGUAUUUGGAAGAGUUGUUUUCCCUGUUCGUUUACGAACUCUUCAUAAUGAUUACAAAUAAAAUACUAUAUCGAUGAUCGACCCCCCCAUCCAUAAAUAAAUCCAAGACACCUUGGAAAAUGGACAAAUUCGUGGUGCGUCUACCAAACGGGGAAGUACCCAAGGAAACGAAGGAUAAAGAAAAGGUGUAUCGACAAGCAACUAUUGAGUCUCUACGCAGAGUGGUGGUGAUUGAAGACAUUGAAAGGUACAAGUCCAUGCUGGAACUGCCUGGCCAGACCAAGGAGAAUCUGCUACUAGCCCUGGCAGAGCUCAACAAGAAGAUGCCGUCAAAGGAGGUGCUCAAGUCGACCAGAAUAGGCCACACUGUUAACAAGAUGCGUAAGCAUCACCCCGACCCUGAGGUGAGUUCCCUAGCGGCUGAAGUGUACACUGUAUGGAGGAGCUUCAUUGAAGAGCACUCCAACAAGCCCUCCAUAGAAGUACGCUGUGACAAGCAGACUGAGGGACUGAGGAACAACGCCAGGAGAAUGUUGUCUGAAGCUCUGGAAGUGGAGACAGACAGUGGUCUGGUGGAGAACAUAGAGAGAGAGGUGUUCCACCAGAGUUCUCGGCUGGUCAGCGGCUCCUACAGACGAACUAUCAGGAAGCUGGUCUUCGCCCUCAAACACCAGCCAGAGGUCAGGGGUCAAGUCAAGGAGAGUACGAUCCCAGUAAACCAGCUGGUGUCCACCCACAAGAAGUAAAUGCACUCUGUUCAGAACCUUCUCUAUGGAAAACAUAUCUAAAAGGGUUCUUUGUGGGUGAAAGGGUUCCACCUAGAACUAUAUAUAUAUAUACACACACCUACACAUUCCAGGGUUUUUAUUUAUAUUGUAGAAUAAUAGUGAAGACAUCAAAACUAUGAAAUAACACAUGGAAUCAUGUAGUAACAAAAAAAGUGAAAUAAAUUAUUUUGAUUCUUCAAAGUAGCCAACCUUUGCCUUGAUGGCAGCUUUGUACACUCUUGGCAUUCUCUCAACCAUCUUCAUGAGGAAUGCUUUUCCAACAGUCUUGAAGAAGUUCCCACAUAUGCUGAGCACUAGUUGGCUGCUUUUCCUUCACUCUGCGGUCCAACUCAUUUUGGGGUGGCAGGUAGCCUAGUAGUUAGCGCGUUGGGCCAGUAACCGAAAGGUUGCUAGGUCGAAUCCCCGAGCUGACAAGGUAAAAAUCUGUCAUUCUGCCCCUGAACAAAGCCCAUGUUACCCCUGCCCCUGUUCCUAGGCCGUCAUUGUAAAUAAUAAUUUGUUCUUAACUGACCUGCCUAGUUAAAUAAAGGUAAAAAAAACAAAUGCCAAAACCGUCUCAAUUGGGUUGAGGUCGGGUGAUUGUGGAGGCCAGGUCAUCUGAUGCAUCUCUCUCCUUCUUGGUCAAAUAGUCCUUACACAGCUUGGCGGUCUGUUGGGUCAUUGUCCUGUUGAAAAAAAAAUCAAAGUCCCACUAAGCGCAAACCAGAUGGGAUGGCGUAUCUCUACAGAAUGCUGUGGUAGCCAUGCUGGAUAAGAAUUCUGAAUAAAUCACUGACCAGCAAAGCACCAUCACACCUCCUCCUCCAUGCUUCACGGUGGGAACCACGCAUGCGGAGAUCAUCCGUUCAUCUACUCUGCGUCUCACAAAAACACGGCGGUUGAAACCAAAAAUCUGAAGUUUUGGAUUUAUCAGACCAAAGGACAGAUUUCCACUGGUCUAAUGGCCAUUGCUCGUGUUUCUUGGUCGAAGCAAGUCUCUUCUUAUUGGUUUCCUUUUAGUAGUGGUUUCUUUGCAGCAAUUCGACCACGAAGGCCUGAUUCACACACUCUCCGCUGAACAGUUGAUGUUGAGAUGUGUCUGUUACUUGAACUCUGUGAGGCAUUUAUUUGGGCUGCAAUCUGAGGUGCAGUUAACUCUGAUGAACACUUGGACUAGAUCAGGGAUGAGGAACUUUGAUGGGGGUGGGGACACGAAAACAUGAACAUAUCCUCUGCAGCAGAGAUACAUCUGGGUCUUCCUUUCCUGUGGCGGUCCUCGUGAGAGCCAGUUUCAUCAUAGUGCUUGAUGGUUUUUGCGACUGCACUUGAAGAAACUUUCAAAGUUCUUGAAAUGUCUCGGAUUGACUGACCUUCAUGUCUUAAAAUAAUGAUGGACUGUUGUUUCUCUUUGCUUAUUUGCCAUAAUAUGGACUUUUACCAAAUAGGGAUAUUUUCUGUAAAUCCCCCCUACCUUGUCACAACACAGCUGAUUGGCUCAAACGCAUUAGAAAGAAAUUCCACAAAUCAACCUUUAACAAGGCACACCUGUUAUUUGAUAUGCAUUCCAGGUGACUACCUCAUGAAGCUGGUUGAGAGAAUGCCAAGAGUGUGCGAAGCUGUCAAGGCAAAGGGUGGCUACUUUGAAGAAUCUCAUAUGUUUAACACCUUUUUUGGUUACUACAUGAUUCGAUGUGUUAUUUCAUGCUUUUGAAGUCUUCACUAUUAUUCUACAAUGUAGAAAAUAGUAAAAAAUUAAGAAUAGCCUUUGAAUGAGUAGUGUCCAAAAGUUUGAAUGGUACUGUAUAUAUAUAUAUAUAUAUAUAUAUAUAUAUAUAUUCAAAGCGUGUAGUCAAACCUAACAAGUAGCUAGCUAACCCCAAUCCUAAAUCCAGCUGCAGAAGACUGUUGAAGUGUUUGAGAUGGACUCUGUUGCGGUCGGACUGAGCAGAAUCACUGCUCUACAAAGCAACCCCAAAUAAAGAAUCAGAUUCUUUGAUCAAGAUCGAGGGAUUCUGAGCCUCGCUUUGCUCAAAUGGAUCUACUCAAACAUGUUGGUAGCUAAACCCAGACCUAUGAGACCUGCUGCAAAGGAAGACUGCAACAUGCCAGUUGUUUCUGGACUGGUCCUUUAAAAAUAAAAAAAAGCUUGUCUCCAAUCACAAGAAGAAGCUAGCCACUUAGCCCUGAACACCUGUCUGGAAACCUGGGACAUUCUGGCAAAUACUGGACUGGUGCCUUUUUCUAAAAUGGUGAAAGACAGUUGGAGCACACGGUCAUUAAUCGUAUGAAUUAGGCCUACCUCUUUUAAUGGAGCUGUUUUGUAUUCAUCUUUGAUUUUAUAUAUUGAAGUAAAUCAAAUGUUGAUCUC